CAUGGCUAUGCAUCGUCGACCGUGUCUUUCCGUCUCCCGACUCAGUAUAUUACAAAUACAGAAAUGUCACAAUGUCACAUCCCUUGUCCGAAAUUAAUCGUGAGCGCUUAAACGCAAACUUUCGACACCGUUCUGGUAGCAUCUCAAAUCUUCAAGCUUCAUUGCUUUCUUCGAGUCUCGAAAUGAGUAAGGUCGUUUUCGUGGGAAAUGUCCCCUACAACAUGGGGGAGGAAAGUCAUUUAUCCUUCAUACAAUACGAUUCCGACAGAACCUUUUUACAGGAACAGCUCAUCGACGUCUUUAAGUCGGUCGGUCAAGUUGUGGGUUUCAGACUGGUCUUUGACAGAGAGACAGGAAAACCUAGAGGUUAUGGCUUCUGUGAAUUUGCUGAUCAUGAGACAGCUGCAUCUGCUGUGCGGAACCUCAAUAAUGCCGAUGUUGGUGGUCGCCCUUUACGAAUUGAUCUCGCCGACUCCGAUCCCUUCCUCGAAGGCAAGACUACUGUGCGAGGCGAGUUGCUCGAUGGGAGUGAUCCAAGAGGCCGCUGGCGUGAGCACCGUGAGCAAGAUCGCGACCGCGACCGAUAUGAUAACAUUCGUGAUCAACCCAAAUCUCAAGACCCAAAUUCUUUCUUGUCAAGUUUGCCGCCCGGUGUGCCCAUAACUCCUGGAUCGACUGCAUUAGAUACAAUCAGCCAGACACUUGCAACUAUGAGCCCAGCUCAGUUAGUCGAAGUGCUUGCCCAGAUGAAGGCUUUUGUGAUUACCCACCCGGAUCAAGCAAGGGCACUACUUGUUGCGCAUCCGCAGUAUGCGUAUGCAUUGUUCCAAGCAUUGCUACUGAACAAAAUAGUAGACCAGAGUGUUCUCCAGCGCAUGCUACAAGCAACUGCGGGUAGUGGUACUGCCCCAGGUCCAGGAAUUCCUCAACAGCCCCACCACCAAAUGCAAUACCAGCAGUCUCCACCCAUACACCAGCCUCAACCUCACAUGCCUCCGCCAAUGUCUGGCCCUCCACCCGCGUCAACUGCUCCACCGAGCAUGUUCCCGCAUCAACAGCCCCCGUCGCACAUGUCAGCUCCACCGCCACAACAAUCUUGGUAUCGGCCUCCACAACACGCAGUCCCCCCGCCCCACUCGGCUCCCAUGCCCGACCUAAACAUUGAUCCGGCUCAAAGGCAAAUGCUAAUGCAGGUACUCAGCUUAACUCCAGACCAGAUCAAUGGCUUGCCACCUUCCGAGCGAGAAGCAAUCCAGAACUUGCGCAAUCAAUUUUUGGGAGGUAUCUCAACAUAGUGGAUUGCCGUGUUCUACAUAUGCUGUGCUACAGCUUGUGUCUAUCCGAUGUGACCGCCGAUCGAGGCCCUUUCGCAUUCUUUACGCAUCAGAUCAAGUACCUAUCUGCCAGAUUUACUACAUGUUCACUAUUACAUCAACUUGUUUGCAAGACUCC
Messenger RNA from Suillus plorans, 1452 nucleotides. Its product is annotated as hinge domain of cleavage stimulation factor subunit 2-domain-containing protein. Gene Ontology annotation, cellular component: mRNA cleavage and polyadenylation specificity factor complex. Gene Ontology annotation, molecular function: mRNA binding. NCBI's taxonomy places the organism in Eukaryota, Fungi, Basidiomycota, Agaricomycetes, Boletales, Suillaceae. Bases 72 to 1295 code for a protein of 407 amino acids. The transcript is spliced from 9 exons. Gene Ontology annotation, biological process: mRNA 3'-end processing. The record is from RefSeq and is a predicted model, not a curated record.